AAUAUUUUAAUUAAGUAUAUCAAUAUUAAUUAGCAUUUAUAUAAUUAAAUUAUGAAAUAAAAAAAUAUAAAAUAUAAAAUAAUAUUUAUAUAUAUAUUAAAAUUAAUAAUAAUAAAAAAUUAUUUGCACUCUAAAUCUUACAGCUAAGAGAGGAAAAAGUGAAAAGUGUGAAACAUAAUAAAUAUUGUUAUGAAGAAUAUUAAAAAAUGUAAUAUAAAUUAUUGGAAUAUAUUUCUAAUUAAAAUAAUUAAUUUUAAUUUCACGUUUCACGCUUAUUUUUGGAUAGAUUUUCACAUCUAGUAGUUUUUUACAUAGAAAAAUAAAAGACAAAGAAAAAAGAAAGAAAAAAGAAAGAAAAUUUAAGAAGGCUACACUUUAUAGUUAAGCACUAAGCAAACACAUACUAAUCCCCUUGUCUCAUAUUUUUGAAGAAACCAACAAUCCAUCUUUCAGCAGCAUCAUGUAAUAUCCUACCAAUACUCAUGUUAUCACAACAAGAAAGAUAACAUUCUCUAAACUUGACUAAUGAAAAUUGUGACAUACACUAAGAGGUUUGAGAAAGAAUACCGUGAAGCUUUGCUAAAGAAACUGAAAUUUAAGAAUAACUCACUAAUCUUUCUAAAAAUAUAAAAAAUAUCUCAUCUCUUAUCAGGACAUGAUUAUUUUGUUAAAAGGAAAACUUACUCACAUUUAAUAUUUAACAAAUGCAUAGAGAAAUCAAUUAUUUUUUGUUAUUUACAGAAAAAAAUAUCUCUAAUGAAUAAUUAGUGAAGAGUAUUUUUUUGAAAUAGAAAGAGCACUAAAAUAAAUUUUGCCUCAGCCGAAUUGAUAGAGAAAUUGAUUGACGAUGUUGCCGUUUAAGAUAGCCUCGUGGUCGUGGCAUUAUUCACGUCAAUGCCUUGAAUAUUGAUUAUUACCUAAGCGAAGCGAGUGUCUUGUAACUUCUAAGCUGUCCACCUCGCUCAUAAGUUCGAAUCUUUAGUGACAGGUCAUUUAGAUAUUUAGGAGAAUAUCAAGGUCCAUUCCAUUUUGAAUAACCUAAUAAUAAAAUAAAAUAAAAAAAUAGAAUGGAAGAUAAAAACAUUACUAGUUGUAUCAUUUACAUCUCUUUAAUUGAAUGUCACUAACUUGAUAAUUUUAAUUUUCUACUAAAGAUAUUUUAGUUUAAGAAAUUAUGUUAGUUAAUAAAUUAAAAGUUUAUGGUUUGACUUUCAGGCACAAACGCGCGAGAGAUUUAUUUUAUUUGACUUUUUAAUUUUACUAAUACGAUGAUGAGCCAAGUGUGAACAUGGUGCUUCAUGAAUCAUGAUCCAUCCAUCAUGAAGAAGUCACUUGUUAUUCUCUUUAAGGGGCGCACCGCCAAAAUCAGAAUCUUUGCUUUUCUAUUAUUAAUUACAAAUAAAUAAAUAAGUUUCAUUAUAUUUUAUACGCAGUCGGUUGAAAUUAUAAAUUCCGUGACGGUGUGCAUAACGGAAAGAGUUACCUCUUAGCUCUUACGUAAAAUUCAAACCAACGUGGGCCUCCUCUUUUUAUUUUUUCUCUAUUAUUCUUUCUGUUUGGAAAGUCACUUUAUUUGUUGUAUAAAUAGCUGGCCAGUGGAGCAGAAGACCCGCACUAGCUGCGAAUAUAUAUCUUCCAAUCAAAUUAACAAGAAAUAAAUAAUAAAAAAAAAAAAGAUACUUCACAUUCUUGAUGGGGAGCACAAAAAUCGAGUCAUACUUUGUCUUCAUGAGCUAUGAUCCUGAAUACGAGCGACUUCGAGCUGAUCGAAGCAAGAGAGGGUCACAUGAGCUUGAUUUGUACCUCAGUAGAAAACAUGAUGAGCUCUUAGCAAGCACUCUAGAGCCAGGAAGCUACAAGAAGACAUCUUCUUUGGUCAUUGUUGAUGGUUUUGCAGUGGAAAUUUCCCAAGAUCAAGCCAAUGUGCUCAGAUCUGCCAAAGGAGUGAGGGUUGUGGAGAAAAAUGAAGCGCUAGGCUAGUUUAACACAUAGAAUAUCAGUGUUUUUCUAGGAGAAAAGUUCUAUUGUUGUUUAUUUCUUGAAGUUUCUCGUUUGUGUAAUUUGCUAUGAAGAUAUGAACGCUUUAGGCAAGAGGUAUAAUGUGUUAGGUUGUGCUCAUUAUCAUGUGUUGGUUGUUUUUAAAAUUAUGUUGAGUAUAUAAUGAUGCACAUAAAUUUGGUGAUUAUCAUCUAUGCCAGUAUACAAGAUGCAUCCUAUUUGAGAACAACUCUCUCUUUUAC
Messenger RNA from Cajanus cajan (pigeon pea), 2240 nucleotides. RefSeq names its product subtilisin-like protease SBT2.5. Lineage: Eukaryota; Viridiplantae; Streptophyta; Magnoliopsida; Fabales; Fabaceae. The record is from RefSeq and is a predicted model, not a curated record.